Molecule: messenger RNA, 963 nt
Organism: Pieris macdunnoughi
Lineage: Eukaryota; Metazoa; Arthropoda; Insecta; Lepidoptera; Pieridae
Source: the annotation of a GenBank genome assembly
AUGUCAGGUACAGAGCAAAAUAUAUUGACCUCAAUGCAACAUUUGUCAAUUCAAUCUAGUAACAGUGGUCCAUCUGAGAAACCAACUCAAGUGGUCACCCCUGCUGUUAAUAGAAACCAGGUGUCAUCAAAGAUUACCCAAGUUAAAGGUACAGUUUCUCCUGCAAUUGCUACUAUUGAUCGAUUACUAAGUUUAGGUACACCAGCGCCACCUCCUCCACCUGUCAUACAUAGAUCUUCAGAUAUGGACCCACAUACUGUUGAACAGUUGCGAGCUGUUAAAGAGAUGCUUACAGCUCAGGAAGAAGAAGCUCACAAUCUAAGAGAAAUUAAUCGUGAACUCGGAGACCGAUUAGAGGAAUGUGAAACAAAGAUUAAAAAAUUAGCAGAACAAAAUGAGGAAUAUGCAGAGAAAGAAAAGGCAUUGUCACAGCGAGUCUCAGAAAAAGUAAGAAAUAAUAAACAAAUGAGUGUUGUAAUGGAAGAAUAUGAAAGAACAAUCUCAUCACUCAUUGGUGAAAGAGAAUCUGAGGCUAAAAGAUGGGCAGAAGAGAGAGUUACAUUGCUGAGGGAACGUGAUGAAGCUGCUGCACACUUAGCAUCUAUGGAACAUGCAUUUAAUGAUGUUCAUACCAAAUAUGAGAGAUGUAAGGUUAUUAUUCAAGGUUAUAAAGGUAAUGAAGAAACAUUAAAAAGAACUGUUGAGGAUAAUACUGAUGCAAUACAAAAAAUGGAGGCUAGAUAUGAAACACUGCGCCAACAUGCAAUGCAGCAAUUAAACAAGGCAAAUGCAGAGCUGGAUUCUAUGAAGAAAUCUCAUCAGGCAGAAAUCCUUAAAUUAAAUGCAAUGUUGAAGAAAAGUGAAGUACAUGCAUCUUCUUUGCAAGAAUCAUUGGCUCAGAAAAUUAAAGAUAAUGAGGAACUAACAGCUAUCUGCGAUGAGCUCAUUAACAAGGUUGGGUAA